Messenger RNA from Ochotona princeps (American pika), 1831 nucleotides. RefSeq names its product 2-oxoglutarate and iron dependent oxygenase domain containing 1 (gene OGFOD1). Gene Ontology annotation, biological process: regulation of translational termination; peptidyl-proline hydroxylation. Gene Ontology annotation, molecular function: iron ion binding; peptidyl-proline dioxygenase activity; L-ascorbic acid binding. Gene Ontology annotation, cellular component: cytoplasm. The record is from RefSeq and is a predicted model, not a curated record. NCBI's taxonomy places the organism in Eukaryota, Metazoa, Chordata, Mammalia, Lagomorpha, Ochotonidae. The coding region runs from base 55 to 1692 and encodes 545 amino acids. The transcript is spliced from 13 exons.
CGCUGUGGUGGGAGAAGUAGGUGCAUGGUCAGCGUGGCCUGAGAUUGUGCAGAGAUGAAUGGGAAACGGCCCGCAGAGCCCGGGCCGGGCCGCGGAGGGAAAAGGGGCAAGAAGGAAGUUAUUGCGGAGUUUUCUGACGCUGUCACGGAGGAAACCUUGAAGAAGCAGGUGGCUGAAGCGUGGACAAGCAGGACGCCGUUCAGCCAUGAGGCUGUUGUCAUGGAUAUGGAGCCCUUUCUGCACUGUGUGAUCCCGAACUUCAUCCGAAACCAGGACUUCCUGGACAGCCUGCAGAAGGAACUUUUGAAUUUGGACUUCCAUGAGAAAUAUAAUGAUUUAUAUAAAUUUCAGCAGUCUGAUGAUUUGAAGAAGAGAAAAGAGCCUCAUAUCUCUGCUUUAAGGAAGCUCAUGUUUGAAGAUUUCCGAGCCUGGCUUUCAGAUGUCUCUCAGAUUGACCUGGAACCAACCAUUGACAUGUCCUGUGCUAAAUAUGAAUUCACCGAUGCCCUGCUGUGCCAUGACGACGAGUUGGAGGGACGCCGGAUCGCCUUCAUUCUGUACCUCGUUCCUUCCUGGGACAGGAGUUUUGGGGGCACCCUGGAUCUGUACGACACUGAUGAACACUUUCAGCCGAAGCAGAUUGUCAAGUCUCUUAUCCCUUCAUGGAACAAAUUGAUUUUCUUUGAAGUGUCUCCGGUGUCCUUUCAUCAGGUGUCUGAAGUCCUCUCUGAGGAGAAGUCCCGUCUGUCUAUAAGCGGCUGGUUUCACGGUGCUUCGCUAACCAGGCCCCCCAUCUACUUCGAACCCCUCAUUCCUCGGAACCCUCACAUCCCAAAAGAUCAUGAGAUUUUGUAUGAUUGGAUCAAUCCUACUUAUCUGGACAUGGAGUACCAAGUUCAAAUUCAAGAGGAAUUUGAAGAAAGUUCUGAAAUUCUCCUGAAGGAAUUUCUUAAGCCUGAGAAAUUUGCAAAGGUCUGUGAGGCCUUGGAGAAAGCAGAUGUGGAAUGGAACACCCGCAGUCCUCCUAACAAAAGGUUUUACGAGAAGGCUGAGGAAAGCACACUGCCUGACAUCCUGAAGGAGUGCAUGGAGUUAUUUCGCUCCGAGGCAAUGUUCUUGCUGCUCUCCAACUUCACAGGCCUGAAGCUUCACUUCCUGGCCCCCUCAGAGGACAGUGAGACUGAGGACAAAAAAGAGGGAGAAGCAGCCUCAACUGCAGAGAACACGGAAGAGGGGGCCGGCCAGAGCUCCUCUGAGCCCGGGCUUCCUGAGGCGGCCAUCAGCAGCAGCAGCCAGCAGAGCGACGGAGAAGUGGAGUCACAGUCUGAGGAGAAAGAAGCAAAGAAAGACUCAGGUGUUCCCACAUGUCAAGGGGAGCUGAGGCAUUGGAAGACUGGUCACUACACUUUAAUCCAUGACAACAGCAAGACCGAAUUCGCCCUGGACUUACUUUUUUACUGUGGUUGUGAAGGCUGGGAUCCAGAAUUUGGUGGCUUUACUUCCUACAUUGCCAAAGGUGAAGAUGAAGAGCUGCUAACAGUGAAUCCAGAAAACAAUUCUUUGGCACUGGUCUACAGAGAUAGAGAGACUCUGAAAUUUGUCAAGCAUAUUAACCACCGAAGCCUAGAACAAAAGAAAACCUUCCCAAACAGAACAGGUUUCUGGGACUUUGCAUUCGUCUAUUAUGAAUGACAGGACUAGACAAAGCCAACACAUACUGAGAAGUCUGGAAGAGCCAGGCCUGGAGCAACAGCGGCGUGGUGAUCUGUCCAGCAGCAUUCUGCACACUGCUUAUCCUUCCGUGGGAUUCAUGUCAAUCAUCCUCAAUCAG